Lemur catta (Ring-tailed lemur) is the source of this 1069-nucleotide messenger RNA. RefSeq names its product oligosaccharyltransferase complex non-catalytic subunit (gene OSTC). The transcript has 4 exons. Bases 70 to 519 code for a protein of 149 amino acids. The record is from RefSeq and is a predicted model, not a curated record. Gene Ontology annotation, cellular component: oligosaccharyltransferase complex. NCBI's taxonomy places the organism in Eukaryota, Metazoa, Chordata, Mammalia, Primates, Lemuridae.
CGGAGGGCGGGCCUGUUUCCGGGAGGCGCGUGGGGCGCGAGGCCCGGAGCCGCCGCGGCCGCCAGCGACAUGGAGACGCUGUACCGAGUCCCGUUCUUCGUGCUCGAAUGUCCCAACCUGAAGCUGAAGAAGCCGCCCUGGGUGCACAUGCCGUCGGCCAUGACGGUGUACGCCCUGGUGGUGGUGUCCUACUUCCUCAUCACCGGAGGAAUAAUUUAUGAUGUCAUUGUCGAACCUCCAAGCGUUGGCUCGAUGACUGAUGAACAUGGACAUCAGAGGCCAGUAGCCUUCUUGGCCUACAGAGUAAAUGGACAAUAUAUCAUGGAAGGACUUGCAUCCAGCUUCCUGUUUACAAUGGGAGGUUUAGGUUUCAUAAUCCUGGACCGAUCCAAUGCACCAAAUAUUCCAAAACUCAAUAGAUUUCUUCUUCUAUUCAUUGGAUUCGUCUGUGUUCUAUUGAGUUUUUUCAUGGCUAGAGUAUUCAUGAGAAUGAAACUGCCGGGCUAUCUCAUGGGUUAGCGUGCCUUUGGAGAGGAAAUCGAUGGGUACUGGAUUUGCUCCUGUUAAUGAGGUUUUAAAGGCGGUACCAAUCCUCUGACACGCAGUGUGGAAAAGAAGGAAGAGCAGCGAAGGAAGGAAGGAUCUAGCGAAGUGUAUGAAAGCUUGGACCAGAAUCCCUUCUUGGUGUCACAGACAAGUUCAUCACGGCGUUUUCUUCCUGCAGACCUACCCUGACAUACCAACGAUGUUAACUGGCGUUUUCUUAGUUUUUCAUUUCCUAAAAUACCCUCCCCAUCUACAACUAUAAUAUUAAAUAAAAUGAUUUUUUUUUUCUACAACCCCCUUAACAUUUUUUGGAGAUGACACUUCUGAUUUUCAGAAAUUGAUGUAAAAUCGGGAAGCAAGAUUCCCUAAGCUGAGAACUCUGGACAGCUGCUCAGCUUUACCCACGGUGCUUUGCCUUUAAACAGAGUGUGUGACUGUACCUUAUCUCAGAGGUGUGUGUAAGACUGCGUCCUGAACAACAAGAUGUAUGAGAGGAGCAGAAAUAAAUAACUUUUAUAAUUAA